Amoebophrya sp. A120 is the source of this 4840-nucleotide messenger RNA. NCBI's taxonomy places the organism in Eukaryota, Dinophyceae, Syndiniales, Amoebophryaceae. The record is from the annotation of a GenBank genome assembly.
GGCACAACCAAGAACUUCAACUUCAUUUAUCUUGGCAUGCGCAUCCUUGUCCUUCUCUUUGAAGUCAGCGACGGUAAAAAGUGUUUUGCCGUAGCACCUCCCGUUUUUUGAAAAUUUUGAGUUUUGAUUGAAAAAAUAGGCAACCGCAAAGAGCAAGCUUCCUGGUACGCACCGCGCCAUAUUACAACUAGGUACACGACUGGGAAUAGAUGCCAUUGACCGAACAAGGUCACCAAUGUUAUUAACGAAAGAUAAGAAACAAAGGAAAGUAGACAGGAAGCAAGUCGUCCCCCGUAGCAAGCACUCACAUUAUCGUGAAAAAUCGAUACGAGUGGCUGGUGUGUAUGAAAACGAAACUCUACUACAUGAACGAAAACGUAUCUUCUGAACAGUCAAAAAUUUUUUAAUUCGAGCCCGGUUCACGACUGGUCUUUCAUGAAAUCAGGAUGUUGCCGUCUCUGAAGAAACUCGCAAAAAAAUCGUCCCUCCUCACCCGGCUCGUCUUGGCGGCCAGUGUUUUGGUGAGGGGCACCGGAGCCAACGAUGACUCACAAGUGAGCACCGUGAUAGAUGGCGAAAACCCAGAAGGAGGUCCUCCUCCUACCGCCGCCGGAGAUCCAACGCCGAAAAGCACGCUCAGCGAAACUGCAGCAGAGGUACCAGCUGCUGUGGGUGAAUCAAUGCUGCCCGAGGCUAAAGCUGCAGCAGCGGCGGCAGUACUUUCAGGUAAGUAGGUAUUGCGAGUCGACAACUACGAGGCUGUGAUUGCUCUUUCAGUUCUUUUUCUGAGAACAGCCUGCCUAUCGAACAAGAAGACACUCAUGAUAUAAGAAUACCAAAAUCUUCCUUACUAGGUGCCACCCCGCAGCGGAGCACCAGUGAGCGCGGCAAUCGCUUGUCACAGCACGAAGAGGUGGACAGCAUAGUCCCUUCACCUGCUCCUUUCCGCCGCCUGCCUUCCUCCCAAUUCGCGUAUUUUUCGCAAGAUCGCCAGCCCGACACAUUCGGUUCUUCCCUUGCCCUCCCGCCACUAAGCACAACUACUAGGGGACCACCUCCAUUCUCUCUACGACAGAGGUCGGGCUCCAACGCGUCCCUUGGGAGCUUCCCCUCGUUAAACCCCGACGACCCGGUGGAAACGCGAUCGCAGCGCUGGGCCCGACUCGCAAACGAACCACUUCCGUACGCGACAAAGGACCGGUAUUCGGAAAUGGAGUUGAAUAGUCUCAUGUACGCGCCUUUCUCCGACGGAGCAGGCGGCGGAAGCGCAGAACCAGGCGCAGCGUCGUUGCGAAUGCAGCGAGCAGACCUGGAGGACGUGUCGACCCCUGCGGGACCAGGCGCUGCUGUAACCCGGCAGGCGAGCGCGUUUGCUUUGUUGGAUGGGCUGCGCUAUGCGACAGAACCGCGGGAAGAGGAACUACGAAUGCGACGUCCUUUCGUUGCGGAGGUGAGUGGGCAGGUAUGCGUAUGACUAUGAUCUGCAGUUUUACAUAAAAUGAAAAGGUGUGCCGGUGGUGCUCGGCGUCCAAAAUGAACAAAACGUAAUUCUCAACCAAAAAACUGAACAGCGCCCUUGUUCCCCAGCCCCCGGCACUACGACCGAACCAAACGCAAGCCCUUUCUCCACCUGGCGCGAGCGGAACCAAAAAUCUUUCGAAGAGCGGGAAGAAAUACUCAACCGGUUCCGUGAGCACCUCGAAAAGACCGAGGACGCGCAGAUUUCGCAGGCGCUGGCGGUGCAGAAAUUGGGCCAAUCCGGCCGGCGGUUGCUCGGGGACGCGCUGUGGGACCGUUUGAAUGUGGCGGUGUGGCGCCAGGACAUGGGGGAAAUACGCGAAGGAGGGGACUCGCCGUUUCUUCUGACCACGGAUGAGCUCGCACAGAUUCCGGGAAGCGAGGAGCGCGAAAUGGCCGCGGAAGUGGGAAAAAUGAUUUUGUUGAAGCGGGGGAAGAGUGAUGAAUCAAUUACCGUAUCGUCAUCGCAGGUGGGAGAGGGAGUAGAUGAUGUUCAGCACCAAACGUCGCAACCGCAAAUCGAAGAAAGAACUACAGGUGGGUCGUUAUUCCGCCGUGAAAAUCAUCAUCAACAUCAUUUCUUGGGCACGACCGGGACCUCCACUGAAGAGCUGCACUUUUCUUCAAAUUUUAAGCGCCUCGAUCCCAGAACUGUGUUUCGUGAGGUCGUGGAAGAAAUUUUCCGCAAGGAAGGGGUGUUGACAACCGCUGCUCCCGCUGUCAUUUCAACAUCUGAAUCUGUCGCACGAGGACCUGAGGUGGCUGUAGAGCUGCGUACUAGUGGCGUUACUCCGCAGCCUGUGGAACGAACGGAAACAAGAGCUGCUUGUACACCGACUCCAGAAAGUCUUCUGCGGCCGUACCUCCCUCAGACCCAAGGAGCCCCACCGCGGCCCACAGAUGAUCAACAACAUGAUCUUCACGACGACCGAAACACCAUCUUAUUCCGUGCCCCGCAGGCCAAGGGCGUUCCGAAAAACGGCCAGGCGAUCGUGGUGCACGACUCGGAUAUUUCCCAACAAGACUUGGCAAAUGCAAAUGGCGGGCCGGACGAGGUGGAUGGCGACCACGUGGUUUCGUGGGUAAAAGUGCGGUUGUCGGAUACCAGCGAAUCGGAGGACGGCCGGGGGUCCGUUUUGACCGUUGGAGAAAGGGUGGAUGAAGAUCAUGAUCCUACUUCGAGCGCGGACGGGAAUUCUCAUUCCGGCAAGGAAGAGGAGGAGCGGGUGGUCGACGAAACGGUGAUGCCAGAAACGCAACUGCUGCACCAGCACGAUGAUCAAGAUAAAGAUUCCGAGGCUUUUGAUCCGCGGCAAGUGGCUCACCUCCAGGACGACCCUCUGUUGGGACUACUGGAUCAGCAUCAAGGUCAAGCUCGAUCUCGGUCUCGCUCAACGCGCCGGUCACCAGGUCGUGGACAAGGUGAUGGACCCCCAUCCAGUACUCCGACACCUAGUCCCGACUUGUUCGAUGGCGAUGUGGAAGACAACAGUCAUCGACCUUACCGCCCGAUCAUGAAACGCCGGAGGUACUGGCAUCAGAUCAACGUUUUGGGCGGAGAUCAGGCGGGGGGAACUUCUAGUUCCUCCGGUGGCGGGAAAAAUGGACAGUCUGCUGCUGGUCCUGUUCCUGCAGGAGGUAGUUCAAGCGCAGAUGCGAAAUUCCCGUCUCCCUUCUCCCCUCCUUCGUCUUCGGGCAACGCAUCGUCUUCGUCGCAGCACUUUUCAUCCCCCGCACCGAUCUCGGCCAGCAGUGCGGCCAGCUUUCAUUUCACGCCACCAGCAAUUAUACCGUAUCCCAAAACGAUCUCGGCAGUUUUUCCUGACUUACGAAACAUGUCCCCCCCACCGCACCGGGAUCAUGUAGUUCCGAUGAGCGCAGCUGGCGCUGCCGCUGCUGCGCAUGGUGAACAAGUACAAGAUGAUGUUCACUACAACCAGGAUGCUGAUGGUACAGCAACAGCAGCAGCGUCUACAACGGUGGUACGAGCACGACAAGUUCGAGGACGAACGUCUGACCGUUUGCUCGCCAAGAAAUCUGCUGCUGUACCGGUAAAGGCUUUUCCAUCGAGUAGUAGGUCAGCUUUCUUGGCUCAACUGCAUGGAGGUACUACAACCGCGCAAGAAAGAACAACUUCACCGAAGGGAAACGGAAAAGGUGGUGAAGUUGCAGGUGCAUCGUCUACUUCUACGGGUAGUACAACUGUCAUGCCACAAGCUGCAGCUGGAGGUGAACAGGCGCCGGCCCCGGUCAACGUCGCUACCGCAGGUGAGGAGGUGCGCAGUGUGCCGCGACGAGAGCAGCAGCGGAUGGAUGAGGAGCAAUUAUCGCAUGAGGAAGCUGAACGAAGGAGAAGGAUCCGACAGAAGUUGGAGGCACAAAGAGAGAUGAGACGAAGUAGAUUGCAGAGGGACCAAGUAGAAUCGACUUCUGUACGAGACAAUUGGCUGGCGCUGUUGGACGGGAAUAUUUUGGUCGGCGGUACUGGUACUUCUACGGGAGGAGCCAGCGGACCGAGCGGUUUCGGUGCAGCUGGUGUAGUAUCACCUGCAAGAGCGUCGACGUCGGUAGCAGCUCCGUCGGGUAGUUGUACUACUUCCUCGGCUGCAAGCGUAGGGAACAGACAGCCGGCCCCUGUCGUGAAAAAAGAGGAGCAAGGUGGUAUUCAAGCAGAGGCUGGCGCGUAAAAGCCUUCGUGAGGAGCGAACGGAGCACAGGAAAGGCUUUUCAUGAUCGUGUGUGCUGUUGAUAGGGAAAGGAGCGUGGCCACCUUCGAAGAGGACAAAUGAAGAUCAGAUUCAUACCGCCCUGACUGAACAACACGAAAGAGUGAAAUAGACAAAUAAUAGUUUUCCAACGAAAAAACAAGUCGAUUCACAAAAAAAGAUUGAAUUACUCACGCAUCUGUAGCUCAUAAGCUUCACGCUCGAAAAAAGCAUGAAUGACUUUUUUUACGGCCAUUGAUAGAUUGUUUUACAAGCAAAAUCACAAUAAAGACCAAAAAGAAAAAGCUGCAUUUUUAUCUGAGUUUGAAAAUCCCUCGAUCUGAAAGUGUGGAGGUUUAUUUCGCAUGUAGUACUCGUGUAAAUCGUAAAUGAUAAUUUUUUUAAUUUUAGCAUUCACAGCGCCUAGGUGUUCUAGCGACGUGGCUAUUCACAUUGCUAUAGAUGACACAAUAGACGAUCGCUGGCUAUACAAGACACACAGCACGAGGAUUUUUGCAAGAAACUUUUACGCCGCACAUACUACUGAAAAAUGAAUGAUGAGCAUGGGCACCGGCGGAGUAGCAACAGCAAGAACCGCUUCUGUCUCAGAAAUAAUU